This is a messenger RNA of Orbicella faveolata, 559 nucleotides long. Its product is annotated as protein MON2 homolog. The record is from RefSeq and is a predicted model, not a curated record. NCBI's taxonomy places the organism in Eukaryota, Metazoa, Cnidaria, Anthozoa, Scleractinia, Merulinidae.
CACUGCCAGACGUAAAAAGAAAGAAUGGAUUAUUCUGUCGCUCACGCCUUUCUCGGAGAAAUGUCUUGAGAUGGCUGUAGUGUUGUAUAGUGAGUGUUUCUCUCUGCCUGCUGUGAUGGAGGAGAAAGUAUUGGAGAAGAUCAUCAAGUCCCUCCGCAAUCCUCUUCGUCUCAAGUACAGUUGCUCGUCCCAGUCCACAUGGAAGCUCGCGGUGGAUUCGUUAAUGACUGUUGUUCGCAAAGGACUUAACGUGGCUCUCGCACGCUCAGAUUCUUUUAGGUCAAUGUGGUAUGAGUUGGCUUCGGCGUUGGAGGACUUCCUCUUCUCAGAUAUGAGUCCCCCAGAGAAUCAGUCCCUUGAACAGCAUCAAGCGGAUGAGGAACUGGACAUCAAGCUUUUGCGCAUGAUCCGUGAAGAAAUUCUGCCCCAUUCCGCCGCUCUUCCCAAGGACUUUAUGGCUCGGGUCAUGGCGCUUUUGAACCGAGGCUCGAUUCACUCGGCUGCUGAUGCCACCUUCAGCGGUACGUGAAUUGUUUGAUUAAUCAAUAAUUUCUCCGAA